CCCCCCCGUCGCCUCUCCCUCUCCCUCUCCGCCUCAAAUCCGUCGUCGCAGAGCAAAUUAAGCAGAGCAAACAAAGCAACCAUGUCCGGCCUCUCCCUCGCCGUGGCGCCACGCUCUGAUCCCGAUCACACGUCCGAGAAGCCCCCAUCAGACGGCCCCAUGCAACGUGAACAGACGGUGAUGGGCGGCGUGAUGGGAUCCCUCCGCGUCAUCGAGCUGCAGCUGGUGGCCUUCAUCAUGGUGUUCUCCGCCAGCGGGCUGGUCCCCGUCCUCGAUCUGGUGUUCCCGUUCUUCGCCUCCGCCUACAUCCUCGCCCUCUCCCGCCUCGCCUUCCCCGCCGUCGGCCGCGGCGGCGGCGGCGGCGGCGGCGGAGGGUCCCGGGAGGUCUUCAGUGGUUCCCGCGGCUUCCGGGCCUACGUGGUUGCGGGGACCACCGUGGGGCUGUUCCUGCCGCUGGCGUACGUGCUGGGGGGGUUCGCACGUGGGGACGACCACGCCGUGCGGUCGGCCACCCCGCACCUCUUCUUGCUCUCGUGUCAGAUCCUCAUGGAGAACGUCAUCGGCGGGUUCUCGCUCUUCUCGCCGCCGGUGCGGGCGAUGGUGCCGCUGCUGUACACUGUGCGGCGGAUCUUCGUCAUCGUCGAUUGGAUUUAUGAUGUCUGGUUUAAUAAGACCCUCCCGGCUAAUGCUUCCAUCAAGGAUGUUGCCUGGCUGUGGUUUGGUAAGACACUGGCCAUUGCAAAUUUGCUCUACUUCUCUUUGAACCUCUACGGUUUCUUAAUUCCACGGUUCUUGCCAAGAGCCUUUGAGAGGUACUUCAAGGAGAGAGAUGAGAUUUAUUCCAAGAUGGCCGAGGACAAGCCGGCCGGAGAUCCGGCGGCCCAACCGGCAAAAUCCAAGUCCCGGAGACUAAGAAAGCUGAUUGACAUCAGGCUAUCCAAGAGGCUUAUUCAACAAUCGGCCUGGAUCGAAAUGUAGUUGUGCUGUGAUUAGCUGGUACUUUUGUUUUUGUAUUAGGGUUUUUGUGUGCAUGAAUGAAGACUGAGGUUGGUCUUGGUCUCAAACACAAGAUUUGGUGCAAGUUCACAUAGAGACCUUGUUGAGCAAGACCAGUUUGUGUUCCUUUUUAUUCAGAUUACGUGCUGUUUUCUUUAUGGAUUAAUGGUCGUGGUCAUCACUAUGCUCAAUUUGAGAUCCAAGCUAAGUGAAAUCUUUGUAAGCUCGUGGCGAAUUGGUUGUUGCACCUGUACGUUUGGUGAAAAAACUUUUUGAUAUUAAUUU
Messenger RNA from Phoenix dactylifera (date palm), 1281 nucleotides. RefSeq lists its product as uncharacterized. The record is from RefSeq and is a predicted model, not a curated record. NCBI's taxonomy places the organism in Eukaryota, Viridiplantae, Streptophyta, Magnoliopsida, Arecales, Arecaceae.